AUGUAUGCAUAUGAUCUUUAUCCACCUGAUACAAAUCCAUUUGGUUAUAUUUGGUAUGUUCCAAUAACAUGUCGAUUUAGUAAUGAUUCAACAAACUUUCAAUCAACUCGAACAUUUUUACUUGAUAAUAAAAUAAUGAAUAUAGACUUUGGUUUUAUUUAUUAUACAUAUUUUUAUUGUAAUACUGAUUUUGCUGGAUAUUAUAUUAUGGAAUAUACAUCUGAGAAUUCAGUAGAAUUAGGUCAAGCUUUAGAUAAUAACAAUGUUGAAUUAACUGAACUUGAUCGAGCUAAUUUAUUAAAUAAUGCAUUUUUAAAUGCUGAAACAAGUGAAACAAGUUAUGCAGUUGUGAGAUCAUUUACACAAUUUUUGUAUCGUCCUGUCUAUACAGGUUUACUUCCAUGGCAAAUGUUAUCAUAUCAUGUAAAUCGUAUGUUAGAUGUACUUGAAUAUGAAUCAUUAUUUCUUGUAGUUCAAAGAUAUUUUCAACUUGUUGUUCGAAAUUAUUAUAGAACAUAUGAAGAAAAUUUAUGGAAAGCCGAUGGAACAUUUUCUGAACAAAUUCUUAAAAAUACAAUUAUUCAACUUGCAUGUCGACUACGAUUAAUUGAAUGUAUUAAUAAAGCAACUUCAUUAUGGAAUGAAGCAUAUCCUGCUUUAGCUAGUGGAACCGCUAUGCAUUCAGUUGCUGCUCAUGCUCGAGAAGUAGUCUAUCAAACUCAUUUUCAAAAUACAUAUAAUGAUAGUGAAUGGAUAGUAAUUGAAAGUGAUUUUCAUUAUUUUGUUGAUGUACAAGAACGUUAUCGUUUACUCGAAGCAUUAACACAAUCACGUCAACCAUGGCAUUUAUAUCAAUUUUUAUAUCGAGAUGCAGAAGCAAAUCAAAAUCUUGAUGUUGAUUUAUUAUCUGUGUUAACAUUACUUGCAAAAAAUCCUGCAGGUCGUGAAUUAGUCUGGUAUUAUUAUCGAGCAAAUUGGUUUCAACUUCAAUCUACUUACGGACGAACAAAUCAGCGAUUAGGACAAUUGCUGAUUGAUAUAACAGCAACAUUUGAAGAUGAAUUUCAUGAGAUUGCAUUAACUGAAUUUCUUGCAUCAACACCAGGUGUUGAUUCAAAUGUUGAUGCACGUUUUUGGGCACUUGAACGUACAAAUAUGAAUUAUUGGUGGAUAGUUGAUAAUUCAGCAGACAUGGCUCAGUCAUUCAAUAUUGAUGAGAAACAUAUUUGA
This is a messenger RNA of Rotaria sordida, 1230 nucleotides long. The record is from the annotation of a GenBank genome assembly. Lineage: Eukaryota; Metazoa; Rotifera; Eurotatoria; Philodinida; Philodinidae.